AUGGAGUGCGAGGACUCGUCUGUCGCCGUCCCAAACUGUCACUCCCCUUUCUCCCGGCCGGGGCGCGCGCCCACCACCAGCAGAAUCGAGCGGGACGACGAGCCGCCUCGCCCCAGUCUGGGCAUCGCCCUCAACGGCGGAGGCGCCAGGGCGCACGCGGGUUCUUGGGGCUUCAUGCGUGCAAUGCACCAUCUCGGCCUCCUUUCGGAGGCGACUCAUAUCUCUGGCGUGAGCGGCUCGGGCUGGACGGUGGCGCACCUCGCCUACUCCUCCGACCCGCUGGACGAGGUGCUCACAACCUCGCGCCUCCCGACGCCAGCCAGUGCGCUGCCCGACUACAGCAGCAAGGAGGGGCGGGCAGAGCUCGAGAUUAUGCCGUGGGGCCGCCUCGGCGCGUCGACGUGGAUAUCCAUCGGGGACUACACCAAGCUGCGCUCCUGGACGCUGAGUGCCUCGUUCGCGUGGACCUGCUGCUGCGACCCGCAUGAGUUUUGGCUCUGGAUGAUCGACCAGAUCUACCUCAAGCCGAACGGCAUCGCCUCCUCCUCUUCAUACACCAUCUUCUACCCAACGGGGCCGCUGCCAAAUACCGACGGGGCCGCUGCCAAAAAGUACCCGGUGGUCAUGUUUCACCGUGGCUCUAGAGGCUACACCAAGGGGUAUGAUAAGUGGAUGGAGAGCGUUGCGAAGCAAUGCCUGAUCGUCAUUGCGCCCGUCACCGAAAAGACCACCAAUCCUACGUGCAAGCGGGACGACGACCUGCUCAUCGCCGUGCAGUGGGCCAGAGCGCACCCUCAUGCGUUGAAGGCGGUGGCUGACUGGGAUCGUGUCGCGGUCUCAGACCUACAUUCUAUAUUCCAGAAUGGCAUUCUUCGAAAUAGAAUGGGCGCCGCAGCGGCCCGUAGCGGCGCCCCCUGCGUGCCCACGGCCACCCCGGGGCCAUGGGACAUCCCCCCGGCCAUCGGGGAUGCUUGGUUUAUCCAUUACCCCAUUUACACGGGCUGUGUUGCGGCGCGCCUCGAGACGCGCAGCGCAGCGCAGCGCGCAGACCACAAACCAGAUAUAAGAAGACGGCCGUGGCGACACCCGCUCUCUGAGCGACAGCCCCGCAAAGGGCACUCGCUCGCAGGCGAGGACUACGGGCAGCACAGGCAGCAGCAGAGCUGGCGGUCCGUCUCCCCGCCCGCUUAG
Messenger RNA from Emiliania huxleyi CCMP1516, 1191 nucleotides. RefSeq lists its product as hypothetical. The transcript is spliced from 2 exons. The coding region runs from base 1 to 1191 and encodes 396 amino acids. NCBI's taxonomy places the organism in Eukaryota, Haptophyta, Isochrysidales, Noelaerhabdaceae. Gene Ontology annotation, cellular component: cytosol. Gene Ontology annotation, biological process: glycerophospholipid catabolic process. Gene Ontology annotation, molecular function: A2-type glycerophospholipase activity. The record is from RefSeq and is a predicted model, not a curated record.